Molecule: messenger RNA, 345 nt
Organism: Perkinsus marinus ATCC 50983
Lineage: Eukaryota; Perkinsozoa; Perkinsida; Perkinsidae
Product: Inner membrane protein ygdD, putative
Exons: 3
Coding region: 1-345 (114 amino acids)
Source: RefSeq, a predicted model, not a curated record
AUGUUCUGGCACCGUCUGGGUUGCAUUGGUGCGUGUACAGGUGUCCUCAUCGACGCCUUUGGUGCUCAUGGCCUUCGCUCUAAGCCUAACAUCACACCACGCGAUAUCGAGGUAUGGCAAACGGCAGCUAGGUACCAAAUACUGAGUAGUAUUGGUAUCAUCAUUGCUGCUAACAUCAAUAGAAGGCCGGGAAUGAACUAUCCUGCUCUACUCCUCUCACUGGGCACCCUCUUCUUCUCAGCUAGUCUUUACGCCUUAGUGCUCACUGGUGUCAAGCGCUUAGGGGUUGUCGCCCCUGUAGGAGGGCUUCUAAUGGCCGCUGGAUGGUUUGCCAUGGCAUUCUGA